AUGGUGGUGCUCGGCGCACACAACAUAAGCAAGGAAGAAAAAAGUCAGCAGAAUCUCACAGUGGCAGCUUACUUCACACAUCCAGAGUUCAAUGGACAAUAUGAUUAUGACAUUAUGCUUCUCAAGUUAAAAAACAAAGCAAAACUGAACAAGUAUGUGAAGCCCAUUGGAUUACCGAAGAAAAACGGGAAAACACCUGCCAAUGUAGCAUGUGUGGUUGCUGGCUGGGGCCGAACAGCAGUUAACGGGCCGGCCUCUCAUGUACUGAGGGAAACCACGGAGAAGAUUCAAUUCCCCAAGGAAUGCAAAAAUAUCUGGCAGAAAUACUUCCAUACUCUUCACAUGAUAUGCACCAAGUUUGACAAAAAGAAAGGAGGAAUUUGCCAGGGCGAUUCUGGCGGACCGCUGAUCUGCAACAGCAAACCUCAGGGUAUCACAGCUUUCACUGCCGAGAAUGACUGCGACAAUCCCAAGUUUCCCCAUGUCUUCAUGAACCUACAUUUCUUUCUUCCCUGGAUCAAGAAAACCAUGCAGGGGUAGAAGAGUGUAUAACAACCACUAUUCAGAGGCCAAGAAGUUAUUCCUUUCUUCACUUGAUUAUUAACGCAGCUUAAUAAAGCAAAAUUCGAAUUAAUUUAGCCUGAAAAGGGAAACUGGUACAUGUGAAUGUUUUGCAAAGGUAUGGAAAAAAAAUCACAGAUGCUUUUAUUUCAACCUAACAUCUUGCUGUACAGUUAAAGAAUGUGCCUUCCUUUUUCAAUAAUCCUUGUGCAAGUUUUGUCAACUAUGUACAAAUUUCUUUCUUUAACUCAUCUAAAAACUCUCUUGUCAGCAGCAGGUCUGAGUUAUUUCUGGGUGAAAGUGUGUGUCAGACUGAAUGGCGUGAGGGAGAAAUGGCGGUGUAGCAGACAAGGGCAGAUAUCGAAAGUAUCUCUGUGAGUGUGGUGGUUGUGGUGGAGAAGCCCCCCCAUGCACUCUGAUCAAACCCCGCAGGCCACCGCUGCAGAGCUCAAGCCUCCUCAGUCGUAGUGCAAACUUUUGAAGUUGAAGCGUUUUUUGUCAGUGAAACCUGUCAUCUGCAGAGAGAGGAGACAAAAUGUUUACAAGAAACAGCUCACCUUAAAUGACAUCUCAGUUCUUAUUAAGUCCGUUUCUAAAAUCAAUAAAGUCUGAAAACUCA
Messenger RNA from Limanda limanda (common dab), 1180 nucleotides. Its product is annotated as granzyme F-like. Gene Ontology annotation, molecular function: serine-type endopeptidase activity. The coding region runs from base 1 to 540 and encodes 179 amino acids. Gene Ontology annotation, biological process: proteolysis. The record is from RefSeq and is a predicted model, not a curated record. NCBI's taxonomy places the organism in Eukaryota, Metazoa, Chordata, Actinopteri, Pleuronectiformes, Pleuronectidae. The transcript has 3 exons.